ACCGGUAGUUCGUACACUGCUCGUCCUAACUCCGUCCACUCCCCGCCGCGACGUCAGUCCUCCUCUGCGCACGCAAGCAACAUCACCAGUACCGUCGCCACCGCCCUUUUGCCACUUGCCCGCACACCACGUCAACCGCGGGCGUCAAAAGCUGGCAGACCUCCUUAUCUCUCCCCCAAAUCGAUGCCGGAGAAGCUGCCUAACGCCGCACCAAGCAGCAGGAAGAGGAAGCAGGCACCGUCGUCAACAUCGUCGAUGCAAGAGCUCCCAAAUUCUUCGUCAUCCAACAGCACUCCUCCGUACCAACAGCCGCAGCAAAGCACAAUUACCGACCACUUCUCGCCCCGGGGUCAACGGGAGCAGCUGUCGUCCGCCAAUAUCCUGCCGCCGGUGAAACGCUCAAAAUCUUCGGGAUCGUCCUCCGACUCGGUCAAGAAAGAGAAGCAGAAAGGAAAUAUGAGGCCCGUCACUGAAGCCACCAUGAUGGAUUUCGGUACCGCGAUAGCACCUGUCGACCUCACUAGUUCGUCGCCCAUCGCCUCUCCCGUGAGACCGGCUGGGCCUCCGCCAGCUGCUCCGUCGACCGGUGUAAAGACGCCCGCGAAGCCGACCGUGCAGCAAUCGGGUCCGAGGAAGCUUCGGAUCAAGAACCUGCGCCCGUCGAACGAGAACUCUGCCACCGGGUACACCCAGACCACGUGGAAGUCCCUCGAUGUGGCAUUGAAAGCUAUCUAUGCACGCGAAAAGAUCCCCAUGAGCCUGGAGGAGCUGUAUAGGGGUGUCGAGAACGUGUGCAGGGCUGGCGGAGCCCACGAGCUUCACCAGCAGCUGCUCAAGAGCUGCGACGACUAUUUUUCCAAGGAGUUGAAGCCGAAGAUCGUUCAGAAUGUCGGAGCUGCGAAUAUCGAGGUCACUAGGGAACUGAUUGUCAAUUGGACGCAGUGGGAAAAACAGCUGAACACGAUUCGGUCGAUUUUUCUCUACCUGGAUCGUUCACACCUUUUCGCGGUACCAUCUCGCCAAUCGCUCGAAGCCAUGGGACUCCAGUUGUUCAGGAAGUACAUUGCCGAAGACGCGGUAUUGGGGAAGCGGUUUGUGUCUGGAGCACUAGAACUUUACGAUCAGGAUCGAUAUAGCGGUGGAUCCGAGUCUAUCAGUUCCGAGCUACUGACCUCUUCCAUCCGAAUGCUCACACACCUGGGAUUGUAUUCGGACAAAUUCGACAAGGAAUUCAUCAUCGCGUCUAAGCUCUGGUGGGCCCGGAUCGCUGAUGAGUCGUCCAAAAACGACCUCAAGACGUAUCUCGCCAUGUGCGCACGCCAGAUGGAGCUGGAGCGCGCCCGAUGCGAUCGAUUCCAUCUGGCGAUCACCACAAAGAGAGAGUCGAUGAGAGUGUUGGAGGAUGAAAUGAUCCGGAAGAAGGUGCCGCUGUUGACCGAUAAGGAUCAAGUAACGAGGUUGCUGGUGAACUGUGAUUUCGGGUCGUUACAGACGCUAUAUCAGCUUCUGGACCUGGUCAAAGAUCCAGGUGUGGAGUUGAAGCCAGCAUGGGAGUCGUACAUCUGUGACGAGGGCUCCAAGAUUAUUCGAGAUCCAAAGACAGAGUUGAUGGUCCCGAGACUGCUCGAUUUCAAGGGCACCCUUGAUGCCAUAUGGAUUGGCCCUCUGCAGAAGAAUACCCUGAUCGAGUACGCACUGAGGGACUCGUUCUCGCUGUUCAUCAAUAAGCGUGAAGAGGGCGCUUCCAUGAAGGAUAACUCGAAGCCGGCGGAAAUGGUGGCCAAGUACGUAGACAUGCUGCUUAGGCAAGGCGCAAGGGGACUGCCACCUGUUGCUGGUGCCAUCAAUCCAGAUAUGGCUAGGGAUGAGGAUGUAGCGCUGGCGUACCGUCUCGAACUGGUGCUGGAUCUGUUCAGAUUCAUCCAAGGAAAGGAUGUGUUUGAAGCCUUCUACAAGAAGGAUCUGGCCAGGCGGUUGCUCCUGGGCCGCAGUGCGAGUGUGGAUGCUGAGGGACUGAUGUUGACUAAGCUGAAGACGGAAUGCGGCUCCGGCUUCACCAACAAUCUCGAGGCGAUGUUCAAGGACAUGGAUCUGUCCAAAGAAUCCGUCAAGGCAUUCAAGCUCUCCAAGCUCGGCACCGAGAAAGCCCUGCAGCACGACAUACACGUUAGCAUCCUGUCGCAAGCUGCAUGGCCGACCUACCCCGAGGUCCCCGUCAACAUCCCGCCGCACCUCGCAGAGCACAUGGAGGCCUUCGCGCAGUUCUACGUGUCCAAACACAAGGGACGGAAGCUCACCUGGCGCCACGCACUAUCGCACUGCGUGCUCAAGGCGGAUUUCCCCAAGGGCAAGAAAGACCUCCUCCUGUCCGCCUUCCAAGCCGUGGUGCUGCUCUCCUUCAACGAAGCGCCCGCGUCUGGAAUCCUGACGUACAAGGACCUGUCCUCGUCUACCGGCCUGUCGGACCCCGAGCUACAGCGGACCCUUCAAUCCCUCGCGCUCGGCAAGCUUCGCGUUUUGAUAAAAUCCCCCAAAGGCCGUGACAUCGUCCCCACGGACAAGUUCAUCGUCAACGCCUCUUUUGAAUCCCCGCAGAUCCGCGUAAAGAUCAACCAAGUGCAGCUAAAGGAGACGCCACAGGAGAACAAGGAGACCCACGAACGCGUCGAACAGGACCGCCAGUACGAGACUCAGGCCGCCAUUAUCCGCAUCAUGAAGGCGAGAAGAAACAUCAGACAUGUCGAACUCGUUCAGCAGGUCAUCGAACAGACUAGGAAUAGGGGUACCCUUGAUGUCGGGCUUAUUAAAAAGAAUAUCGAUAGGCUCAUCGAGAAAGAAUACAUGGACCGCUCGGAUAACGAUAUGUACGUCUACGUUGCGUAAGGUAGCGUAGUCAUCGUAGUUUCAUCUUCAUCAUCGUCGUCGUGUUCCGUUCACUGGUCGUUCCCUGGUUGGUCGUUGGUCGUUGGGGUUGUUGGGGAGUUAGGCGUGUUCUUUAGUUGGCUUGUUGGCUUGGGUUCUUACGUCUCUGUUCUUCUAUCUGGCUCUGUUCUUCUGCCUCUGUCCUUCUAUCUAGCUGUGUCUCUGUCCUUGUAUCUGUUCUCUGUUCUUCUAUCUAUGGUUGUUUCUACAUAUGAGGUAGGCAGCAUACACUUGUCACGUUCACUUGCCACUUUCACCAUGUACUCUACAAUGUAGGUAGGCAAGUACAUGUUGACGAGUGCUUGACGAGUGAGAGAGAGAGAUCUUUCUGUUUUAUUUCGCAUACAGCCUAUCUAGACUACCUAUGGCGAAUGCUUGACGAGUGCAUGUUGGCGAGUG
Tricharina praecox is the source of this 3321-nucleotide messenger RNA. RefSeq names its product Cullin family-domain-containing protein. The transcript is spliced from 4 exons. Gene Ontology annotation, molecular function: ubiquitin protein ligase binding. The coding region runs from base 184 to 2883 and encodes 899 amino acids. Gene Ontology annotation, biological process: ubiquitin-dependent protein catabolic process; DNA damage response; protein ubiquitination. The record is from RefSeq and is a predicted model, not a curated record. Gene Ontology annotation, cellular component: Cul4-RING E3 ubiquitin ligase complex. NCBI's taxonomy places the organism in Eukaryota, Fungi, Ascomycota, Pezizomycetes, Pezizales, Pyronemataceae.